AUGUCGCUUCCGCCCCCGGUAUCUCGACACGACUAUCACUACUUCAAUGGUGACUUCUUAGUGACCAGCUCCAACCAGAACCGUCAUCGCCGGGCCUCCGUCCAAGAACUCCAAAUCCUCUUCCAUCCCGCCCCUGGACAGGCACCCGUGAAGGACCAUCCCGCGCAUUGGUAUCGAGCUCAGUUGCUACACUAUGGGCUUCAGCCAUCCGACAACAAAGGCACCGCCGCCAAACGAUUACUCGACGCCUUGAACCAGGGCAUCCUGGCGGUUCCCGCGCAUCUGCAGCGGCUAGAAAAAGAGCUCAAAAAGGAAUGGGACGCGAAUGUCCGAAAAGCAAAGAAGGAACUCGCCGACGCUCAAAGGCUUACAGAAGCGCAAGGGAAAGACGCAGCGGGAAAAAGCAUCAAGAGGAAGGCGGACCAUGACGAUCUUGCUGCGACAAUCACCGCUGCUGCGAUGACGGGGCUGUCUGCCGCCAACGUCCAGAACGCCAACAUCAAUAUCAACGUGAAUAUUGGGGUAGAUCCUAAUCAAGCCACAACGAACCCUAACUCAACGAAGAAACGAAAAGCGGACGAGAGUCAAGAUGGGUCCCGGGUCAAGAAACCGGCAGCCACCAAAGCAACCACUCCUGCGAAUACACUCAGUUCGCAGCCAACCAGUUCAGACACCCAGCCAACUGCGAUCGGGAACCAUCCACGUCCGCUGCAGACUGCAAGACGGUCUCGUCCUUUCCGACCAGGAGGGGUUACUCGCUCCGCUUCAUCGGCUAAUUCUGCAGCCAACGAGGAAGCCCUCAAACAAACAGCGAAAAAGCAGACGGCGCGGAGUACUCGAGCUGGUUAUGGAGCGGUACAGUCCAGAACCAAUAUCAACGCUUCAUCCCCAGUCGAGGAAUCGCCCAAGAAUCUGAAGCACCGGAACACGGUCUCACCAAAGAGCCACAACCCAAAGCUGGGCUUGAUCAAUGGAACUUAUUGUGUUGAAGUCAACGUCGCAGGACUCGACCUGUCCAAUUCAGGCAUUACUCUCUGUUUGGAGGAUGCCAGUGUCUGGGGCGAGUUCCAGAUUGGCCACCUGACCGGUGUUUUGUUCAUGCCGGAACGCCCGUACAACGUCUUUCACCUAGACCGUGACGACAUCCACGAAGCAUGUUUUUUCCGAUGGCGCGCGACUGAUCGAUCUCGCGGAUACGCACCGAUAGCUGGACGUCUGUGCACAGGAACGAUGAAGUUCCUGGGGGACGGGACGAUUGAAGGAACGUUCGAGCAUCUGCUGGCGGAUGCAAGCGGGGAGUUAUUUGAUUGUGACUUUCGUGCACAGCGACAUCCCGGACAGGGCACGAAGUUUCCAAGAUCGGCAUGGAAUCUGCGGGAGGAGUUCGAGGCGAUCGAACGUAAUGCAGGUGGGUAUUUCUAUGAAGGAGAAUAUCCGAAUGAACCACCUCCUCCGUACGAGCCAAACCAGGAUGAGGAUACGGAGAUGAUGGAUGUGGCCUGGUAG
This is a messenger RNA of Aspergillus terreus NIH2624, 1506 nucleotides long. RefSeq lists its product as uncharacterized. The record is from RefSeq and is a predicted model, not a curated record. Bases 1 to 1506 code for a protein of 501 amino acids. The transcript has a single exon. Lineage: Eukaryota; Fungi; Ascomycota; Eurotiomycetes; Eurotiales; Aspergillaceae.